This is a messenger RNA of Ostreococcus lucimarinus CCE9901, 2040 nucleotides long. RefSeq lists its product with no specific name. Gene Ontology annotation, molecular function: RNA binding; ATP binding. The record is from RefSeq and is a predicted model, not a curated record. The transcript has 4 exons. Lineage: Eukaryota; Viridiplantae; Chlorophyta; Mamiellophyceae; Mamiellales; Bathycoccaceae. Gene Ontology annotation, biological process: positive regulation of transcription by RNA polymerase I. Bases 1 to 2040 code for a protein of 679 amino acids. Gene Ontology annotation, cellular component: intracellular anatomical structure; nucleolus.
AUGGAGACGCUUCGCGAGGGACGCGAACGCGGGGGCGGAGACGCGUCGACGUCCGACGCGCGGAAGGCGAACGGGGCACCCACGGGAGCGAAGAGAGAAGAAAUCGACCGAGUGCGAAAGUCACUGCCGAUAUAUCGCGCGAAGGAUCGAUUGAUGGAGGAGAUUAGGAAGAGCGAAACCGUCAUCAUCAUCGGCGAAACCGGAAGCGGGAAGACGACGCAAAUUCCGCAAUACGUGUACGAAGACAUGACGCUGACGAAUGGGUUGAUGAUAGGCGUCACACAGCCGAGACGGGUGGCGGCAGUGUCCGUGUCGCGUCGCGUGGCCGAUGAAACCGGUACGGCGCACGGCACGCUCGUGGGGUACGCCAUUCGAUUCGAAGAUGUCUCGAGCGAAGAGACGCGCAUAAAGUUUCUCACCGACGGUAUGCUCCUGCGAGAGGCGGUCGGAGAUCCUUUACUGUCAAAGUACGGUGUUAUCAUGAUUGAUGAAGCGCACGAACGCACGUUGCAGACCGAUUUCCUGUUGGGCACGAUCAAAGGCGUGCAACGUCGUCGACGCGAAUCGCUCGGCGAGGACCAGUACGGACGCGCGUUGCCACCGUUACGCGUCAUCGUCAUGUCUGCUACGCUUGAAGCGUCGAGUUUUAGUAAAUUCUUCGAUGGUGCGCCCGUAAUCUACUCCCGUGGCCGCACGUUUCCCGUCGAAAUGUUCUACACAGAGGAGCCGGAGGAGGACUACUUGGACGCCGCGAUGUGGACGGUGCUUCAAGUGAACGAGGAAGAGGCGGCGGGAGAUGUCUUAGUAUUCUUAACUGGUCAAGAGGAGAUCGAGUCGUUGGGAAGGAUGUUGCGAGAGAAAGCGUCUGAACUUCCCUCAAACGUGCUGAAACUCAACGUGGUACUCUUGUUCGCUGCGCUGCCCCCGGAGGAGCAGAUGAAGGUCUUCGAGCCGACGCCUCUGGGAACGCGCAAAGUCGUCUUGGCGACGAAUAUCGCCGAAACAUCGUUGACGAUCAAUGGGAUUCGGUACGUUGUGGAUUCAGGACUGAGUAAACUACGAACGCAUCAUCCAAGAAGCGGCGUGGACGAGCUCCUGGUCACCCCGAUUGCGCAGAGUCAGGCGCAACAGCGCGCCGGUAGAGCCGGGCGCGAAGCGCCUGGUAAGUGCUUUCGACUCUACACCGAAGAAAUCAUGCCGAGCCUGGAAAAAUACGUUAAACCGGAACUGCUGCGUACAAAUUUAAGUGGAGUAGUUCUUCAGCUAAAGGCAAUGCAAGUUGACGACAUUUUGUCGUUUCCUUUCAUCGAUCCGCCGCCUAAAGAGGCGUUAUUACGAUCACUUGAAUUAUUGUACUCGCUGGACGCUUUAGACGACGAUGGAAAGCUUAACGACGUCGGAAAAAAAAUGGCGAGGUUUCCCCUCGAGCCCAUGGCUGCACGAUGCGUAAUUGCCGCUGAAAUCGAAGGGUGCGCUAUCGAAACACUCGCUGUUUUGUCCAUGCUGUCAACAGAUAGCGUGUUUCAGUUUUCCAGGGAGGCAGACGGGCAAAAGAAUGUCGCAAGACACAAAUUGAAGCGAAAGGAGGGCGAUCAUUUGACGUUGCUGCGCGUGUUCAACGAAUUUUCGGCCUGCAGUCCGAAGCGAAGUCGCGAUUGGUGCAGAGAGCACCAGAUUAACCAUCGAGCGAUGACAAAAGCGGUCAAGAUCAACGAGCAAUUGACACGAGCAGCAAUGUCGCAGGGAAUUAAUUUGACUUCAUGUGAAGACGACUUCACGCUCGUGCUACGAUCGCUGGUAUCGGGCUUUUUCAUGAAUACGGCUUCGAAGGAAAUGGAUGGAUCGUUCAAAGUCUUUACAACGGGCCAGAAGCUAACGAUUCACCCGAGCUCGGUGAUGUUUCAAUCGCCUCCAGAGACGAUUCUUUUCAACGAGUUAGUUAGGACGAAUAAAAUGUACGCGCGCGACGUUUCGUCGAUCAAGAAGUCGUGGUUGUCAGAAUUAGCGAGUAAAACGUUCUCAAGACGUUCGACGAAUUAG